CAAACGCAAACGAAAACGUGGAGAUUAUGAAAAUUUUAAUUCAAGGUUAUUGAAAGAUAUCACAUCCAAAGAUAAAGAUGAUAGCGAAGAGAAAGAUGACGAAUAUGAUGAAAUUACUAACAACGAAAAUUUUCUACCUUUUGACGAAGCA
Molecule: messenger RNA, 151 nt
Organism: Funneliformis caledonium
Lineage: Eukaryota; Fungi; Glomeromycota; Glomeromycetes; Glomerales; Glomeraceae
Source: the annotation of a GenBank genome assembly